AUGUCGUCCCAAGCCAUGAGACAAGCGCUGAGGAAUACGUGGUCUGCCCCCAAGAGCCUUCGAACAACCCCUUCGCUCCAGGCAAGAGCUUUUGGAACAUUCAAGACACCUCCGAUCAGGAACGAACCAAACCCUCAAUACGAGAUUGGCAGCGAGCACCGAGAGAAGAUCAAGUCAGCCCUCGACGACUUGAAGGCCAAACUCCCCGUCAAGGUCCCUCUUCAGAUCGCCGGAAAGACAGUCCCCGCCUCGGCUACCGCCAAGCAGACGAUUCCCUCCUCGCAUAGCACUGUUCUCGCUGAGUACCCCCUGGCCACAGGGGAACAAGUCAACGAGGCGAUUGAGCAGGCACUCGCCGUCAAGGAAGAAUGGCAGAACAUGAGCUUCAAGGAUCGUGCUUCCAUCUUCCUGCGUGCGGCCGAGUUGAUAUCUCAGAAUCGUCAUGAGAUUAUGGCGGCAACUAUGCUGGGGCAGGGCAAGAAUAUCUGGCAGGCGGAAAUCGAUGCUGCGGCUGAAAGCUGCGACUUCCUUCGCUUCAGCGUUCACUACGCCGCCGAGCUGUUGAAGCAGCAGAACACCAUGAACGACGAUGGUGUCUGGAAUCGCACCGAGUACCGCCCUCUCGAAGGCUUCGUCUAUGCCAUUACACCUUUCAACUUCACAGCCAUCUCUGCCAACCUGACCGUGGCGCCCGCAAUCAUGGGCAACGUCGUUGUCUGGAAGCCUUCCGACUCAGCCAUCUACUCCAACUAUGUCCUCAUGAAGAUCUUCGAGGAAGCCGGUCUUCCCAAGGGUGUCAUCCAAAUGAUUCCCGGCGACGCUCGGACAGUCACAGAUGCUGUGCUUCAACAUCCCGAGUUCUCUGCUUUGCACUUUACCGGGUCUACAGAUGUCUUCCGUCAGCUGUACGGCAAGAUUUCUGACGGCGUUGUGUCUGGAAAGUACAACAGCUACCCUCGCAUCAUCGGUGAAACCGGUGGAAAGAACUUCCAUCUGGUGCACAAGAGCGCUGAUAUCCGCAACGCUGUUGUCAACACAAUCCGCGGUGCUUUCGAAUAUCAGGGUCAAAAGUGCUCUGCGACAUCUCGCCUAUAUGUUUCUGAGUCUGCUUGGCCUGAGCUCAAGAAGACACUCGUCGAGGAGAUGGACAAGAUCAAGCAGGGUCCCCCGGAGGAUUGCGCCAACUUUGUCGGACCAGUGAUUCACGAGAGAUCUUGGAACAAGCUUGAUGGCGUUAUUACCAAGGCCAAGGCCGACAAAGAGCUCACACUCAUUGCUGGUGGCAAGACGGAUAAGUCUGAAGGAUGGUACAUCCAGCCAACAGUCUUCCAAACCUCCAACCCUCAACACGACAUGAUGAAGACUGAGUUCUUCGGUCCCCUCUUGACGGCCUAUGUCUUCCCGGACAACGAGUACGAGAAUAUGCUUUCCUUGAUUGACAAGUCGACCAAGUUCGCCCUCACUGGCGCCGUCUUUGCUCGCGACAGGAAUGCUAUCAAGGCCGCUGAGGACGGUCUGCGCCAGUCUGCUGGCAACUUCUACAUCAACUCCAAGAGCAGCGGCGCUGUUGUUGGACACCAGCCAUUCGGAGGAUCAAGGGCCAGCGGGACCAACGAUAAGGCAGUGAGCCCUAACUUGCUUUCGCGGUUUACCAGCGUUCGCAGCAUGAAGGAAGAUUUGAUGAGCACUUAUGAAGUCGGGUACCCUUCUAACAAGGUAUAA
This is a messenger RNA of Clonostachys solani, 1722 nucleotides long. The record is from the annotation of a GenBank genome assembly. NCBI's taxonomy places the organism in Eukaryota, Fungi, Ascomycota, Sordariomycetes, Hypocreales, Bionectriaceae.